Molecule: messenger RNA, 1122 nt
Organism: Serpula lacrymans var. lacrymans S7.9
Lineage: Eukaryota; Fungi; Basidiomycota; Agaricomycetes; Boletales; Serpulaceae
Exons: 4
Coding region: 1-1122 (373 amino acids)
Source: RefSeq, a predicted model, not a curated record
AUGUGGUGGAAGAUUCCGAACCGGAGAGAGAAGAGCAAAGACAGCGAGAGAAAAGAGAGCGGAAAAGGAGAAAAUCUUGAAUAUCAGGAACAGAUCGGUCAAAAUCAGCAUGCAGCCGCGAGGAUCACGGGUACGACUUUUAAACUUGCUUAUAGCCCCUACAUUAUGGCCCCUGCUGAGGUGGAAAUGUCUUGUCCUUGUGUUAUGGACAUGAACGCUGAGAGUGUGCAGUCUACUGUUGACGCUAUCAUGCUGGUCGAUCAUGCUGAUGGAACCGACUGUGUAGAAAAGCCCCCAGCUAAUUUAGGGCCAUUCCAGUCCGAAAGUGCUGCUCUUCCGUUUCAAAAACCAAUCAGGCGUUCGUUUCCUACUCCCCCCCCUAUCGAAUUCUUAGCGGCUUCUGACGACUCAGAAGAUGAAGGAGGUAGCAACCGUUUAAAGCUCAAUCGUUUUGCUUUCAAGGUGUCCCAAUCCUCCAUUCGCUCUGGCUCUUUUCCCAGGACAGGACACUCGCACCCUGGUUCAUUGGUAACUGUUGGCUUGGCUCCAUUGCCUAAAGCGAAGAAAUCCCAAUCCAUGAGCCUUCACUUCGCAGAGAAUUUCUCCAACGCUGAAAUUGGUAGACUCAAGAAAUGCAUCAGCUGUGACGCUCGUUGGACUACUAGGAAAAGUGCAAAUCAAAAAAUGGCGCAUAUGCAAUCAUGUACGAAAAAGAACGCUCUUUCAGACACCACAGUUCGAGCUUUGAUUCAGAAGGAGGUUGAUGCUGCUUCAGACGAUGAUAUCUCAAAAAAGGGGAAAGCCAAGGCCUCGGAACAGGACGAUACUACCACGACCUAUCUGGAAAAAUUGGUAAACGGUGUAUCUUCUAAGAAAGGUAGACGUCCGACUGUGCUGGAGACUGUGAAAACGCUUCCGGAGACCCGGGGUGAUAUACUUGCCAGAGCGCGUGCUGUUCUGGGGAACAGACAAGCAGAGCCCUUUGAUGCAGAACCCAACACCACACAAGUAUUUGGACAGAGUAAACUCGUUUCCAAAGUUCCACAUCCUCUGGCUAGCAUACACUCUACGCAAAUUUUCGCGGAAAGCGCUCUCGGACACAAGCAGACACUUCAAGGCUGA